Molecule: messenger RNA, 1765 nt
Organism: Erigeron canadensis
Lineage: Eukaryota; Viridiplantae; Streptophyta; Magnoliopsida; Asterales; Asteraceae
Product: AAA-ATPase ASD, mitochondrial-like
Exons: 1
Coding region: 69-1559 (496 amino acids)
Molecular function (GO): ATP binding; ATP hydrolysis activity
Source: RefSeq, a predicted model, not a curated record
CACCACACACCAAACACACACAAAAUCAAAACACACACAAACACAAAAACUAACCAAAUUACCAAAACAUGAACAACAAUUUAGCCAUGGGGAACAUGUUAGGCCAAUUAGGGUCCGUUGUUGCAAGUGUGAUGUUUAUUUGGGCCAUUAUCCAACAAUACUUUCCGUACAACAUUCGCAACUUUAUUGAAAAAUACUCUCAACGUUUCUUAACUCUUUUCUACCCUUACAUCCAAAUCACCUUCAACGAAUUCACCGGCGAACGUUUCAAACGAAGCGAAGCCUAUUCCGCCAUCGAGACCUACCUCAGCAAGACGUCAUCAUCGCAAGCCAAACGCCUCAAAGCUGACGUCAUCAAAAACAACACCCAACCACUAUCCCUCUCCAUGGACGACCACGAAGAAGUCUCCGAUGAUUACAAAGGAAUCAAAGUGUAUUGGUCGUCCGGUAAAAACAUAAUGAAAACUCAACAGUUUUCAUUUUAUCCAAAUACCGACGAAAAACGAUAUUAUCGGCUCACGUUUCAUAAACGAUAUCGUGAAAUUAUCGUUGGGGAUUACUUAAACCAUGUGUUGAAAGAAGGAAAGGAAAUUAAAAUCCGCAACAGAUUACGAAAACUUUAUACUAAUAAUGGCUCACAAUGGAGCCACGUGGUUUUUGAACACCCUGCUUCAUUUCAAACUUUAGCUAUGGAUCCCGUUAAAAAAAAACAAAUUAUCGACGAUUUAUCGACUUUUACUAACGCGGAAGAGUUUUAUAAUCGCAUCGGUCGAGCGUGGAAACGUGGUUAUUUACUGUACGGUCCACCCGGGACGGGUAAAUCCACUAUGAUAGCCGCUAUGGCGAAUUUUUUAAGUUAUGAUAUAUAUGAUCUGGAAUUAACUGCGGUAAAAGAUAAUACUGAGUUAAGAAGAUUAUUGAUCGAAACAUCAAGUAAGUCGAUAAUUGUUAUUGAAGAUAUCGAUUGUUCAAUGGAUGUAACGGGUCAAAGAAAAAAAGAAAAUAAAGAAGAUGGGGAUAAUGAAGAAAAGAGUAAUAAUAGUAUUGAAAAAAAACCGGGUGAGGGAAACGAGUCGAAAACUAGUAAAGUUACGUUAUCCGGGUUGUUGAAUUUUGUAGACGGGUUAUGGUCCGCUUGUGGGGGAGAUAGGAUAAUUGUGUUUACAACAAAUCAUGUUGAAAAACUUGAUCCUGCGUUGAUAAGGCGAGGGAGAAUGGACAAACAUAUCGAAUUAUCGUAUUGUGAGUACGAGGCGUUUAAGGUGUUGGCGAAUAAUUAUUUGUAUCUGGAAACACAUGAAUUGUUUGACAAGGUGAGAAAGUUGUUGGACGAAGUUGAAAUAACUCCGGCUGAUGUUGCCGAAAAUUUGAUGCCGAAAACUAGUCCUCCCGAUGCUGAAGGGUGUUUGAUGAGUUUGAUUGAAGCUUUGGAGAAGACUAAAGAGGAAGAGAGGGUGAAGAAAUUGAAGAUUGAAGAAGAGGAGAGUAAAAACAAGGAUUCGACUGCGGUGAAAACUGAUGAAGUUCAGGCGGUAAAAGUUGUUGAAAAUGGAAGUUAGUCAAUUGGUCAAAGGUAAAUUUGAUGUUCCCUUUUUUUAUGGAGUUUGGAUCAGUUUUGGUCUCUAUGCUUCAGUUUUUACAAUAUUAUUUGGGCAUUUUUAUUUUCAAUGCGACUGGCACGAUGGAAUAAUAUUAUGAAAAUGAAUUUCGUAUGUACAUAUAUUUUUAUAUUUAAUUUCAUUUGGAAGCAGUUUCUUUAUCUAUA